UUUUUGUCUGGGUGAGGAAUGGAAUGGGUGUGAUGAGGUCUUCAACAUGAUGGGAACAGACUCAAAGAUGGAAUGCUGAAGACGCAUGCUUCCAGGGGAAAAGGUGAGCUGGCAACUUUCGGAUUAACAGUUUCACUGCUGAGUCGUGUCAUCUCGUCCAAUUAAGGAAUGAGCUGGCAGAACUACAAUGGCCCCUCAUCAAGGGGGGGCUACACUCCAGAGGAGCCCUCCUCCAGAUCCUCCACCAUGUCCAGGCCCAGUGCCAAGUCCAUCUACAUGCAACGAAAGACAUAUUCAGAGUCCGUUACAAAACAGCCCGACAACUUCCAGCACAGGGUUGAGCACCUCAUCACGUCAGACCUGGAUGGCCAGACAGCGAGCACCGUGGAGGACUGUUUGGGCAGCUUGAAGACGCUUACAGUCAAGGGUAAAGUGUGGGCCCAGGACAUGCUGAUGGAGGUGCGGGGGAGCACCGUACAGCUCAGCGACAUUGAGACCAAGGUGGCGCUGGAUUCCCUGCCGCUGGGCUCCAUCAUGGACAUGAGGGCCAUUUCAGACGCCCUGGAAGACUACAGCUCCAUACUCACCAUCACCGUCAACAGCAACCCACGCAACCCACCACAGGUCUUCAUGUUCCAGUGCACAGAAGCAGAGGCCCCGGCUAUUAAGGAGGAUCUGGACAAAGCCAUCCAGCGAGGUGGCAACUUUGAGCCUGAUCCAUACGCGCAAAGAGACUUUCAGAGAGACAUCAGAAAUGAUUUGGAGAACAUUAUUGGCCAGCAACAACGGCCUGGAAGUUUCCGGAGUGGUGGGUCUACGCCCAUGAUGCCAGACAGAGACCCCUCACCACCCCAGCAAAUGCCACCUCAGUGGAAUAACUACGACCAGCAGCAGCAGGAGAUGCCUCCUCCCAUGUUUGGCCACGAUGGGCAGCAGCCCCCCUGGCAGGAGCCAGAGCCGCAGCCCCCUCAGUACGAUCCCAUGUACGAGCAGCAGCCACCGCCACAGCCGCCAGCCUACAGCGACACAGACAGGAAUGUGGAGAUCCUGAACCACGUGCUUAAUGACACAGAGAUGUUUAUGGGCCAAGUGUCAGCAGCCAGCCCUCCAUCACAGGAGGACAAGGGCAAGAAGAAGAAAAAGAAGAAGGAGAAGGAGAAGAAAAACAUGGGCCCAAUGUUACCACCAGUGGAGGAAUACUUUUCUUUUCUUCAAAAGGUUAAAUAUGGAUUCAAUCUACUGGGCAAACUGAAUGGUGUGAUAAACAACCCUGGAGCCCCUGACCUUGUCCAUGCCUUUUUCUCAAUGCUGGCCUUCGUGGUGCCACGGUACCCUCCUGACGUGCCGCCCAACGUACUGCCCCCGUUCCUGACAGAGGAGGCGCUGCAGUUGAUGAGUCAGGUGGUCACCCCGGAGGAGGGGCAACUCUGGGGCUCUCUGGGGGACUGCUGGAGCACGCCCAGGCACGCGUGGCCCGACGGUGACCAGUUCCCGCCCUACACGCCCAUGUUCUACGAUGGCUGGGAGGUGCCGCCCCCCGUGGAGAACAGCCAGCCCCCCUGGCAGCAGGCCCGGGGCGGCAGCCAGAGGCAGAGCCAGAGGUUCAUGCCCAACGACGACAUGCAGAUGCAGCAGCCACCGCCCAAUCAGGACCAGAUGGGAUGGAAUUCACCACCACAACGCUCGGCUGAGCCGCUCCUCCAGAUGCAAGUCAUCUACGACUUCAUGGCCAGGAACAGCCAGGAGCUGAGUGUCAUGAAGGGAGAUGUGGUGCAGGUGGUAGAUAAGAGCAAGCAGUGGUGGAAGGUACGCAACGUCAGAGACGAGGAGGGCCACGUUCCCCAGAAUGUUCUGCAACCAAUGGAUGAGCCACGGGACAUGCGGGGUCCCCCAACCCUAAACAUGUCAUCCACACCUGUAGAAGUCAGAGCAUGGCUGGAAUACAAAGGCUUCUCUAGGCUCACGGUGCGGUCUCUGAGCGUGCUCAAUGGCGAGAUGCUGCUGAAGAUGACGAGGGAUGAGAUCCGUAUGGUCGCCCCAGAGGAGGGAGCUAAGGUCUUCUUCCAGCUGCAGGCCGUCAAGUCCUCCCUAGCGCUGGCUGACGAGGGUGGGUUUGAACCCAGCUACCACAACGGAUACUGAACUACACAGGAGGACCCUGCUGAGUUGAGCGGUAGUGGCCUACUAGUUCCACUAGACCAUGUCUUUGACAAUGACAGCAUCACAGAUGAACAACAUAAACCACAAAUCACUGCUUUCCCCUUACAAAACCAUAAUAUAUUUCACAACAAUGUAUAGUAAUAUAUUGUAUAUUAUAUAUAUUUAAUAAUUCUACAAUAAUUGAUAUCUAUAGUAAUCACUGCAGUAUUUUCAAAUAAAGUAUAUUGACAAGAGUACUACAAACAUUGAAAUAUGUGUAUUGCGAUAUAAAUUAUGGUAUAUUGCAAUCUAAUGGUUCACUUGUAAUAUAGUGCUAUUGUAGCUUUGGAUGUCCCAUUGCUCAACACAACUGUCUUUACUGAAUGACUAUUUAUUCAGCAUUAAUGAUAUGAUGGAUGAAUGAUGUAACACAGACACCUGCUGAAAACACAUAUGCUUUUAUUAUGUACCAAAUGCCUCAAUUGUUUUUCACCACUACAAUUGUGUUUAGAAGUAAAAAUGAUCAAAUAUCAAAAUCAAAGUGCUUGAUUUUUUCCUUUUUUUAAACAGGGUACAAAUCAGAGUAUGACCUGAAAAAAUAAAAUACUUGUCUUUUGAA
Engraulis encrasicolus (European anchovy) is the source of this 2758-nucleotide messenger RNA. RefSeq names its product EPS8 signaling adaptor L3b (gene eps8l3b). The transcript is spliced from 20 exons. The record is from RefSeq and is a predicted model, not a curated record. Gene Ontology annotation, biological process: Rho protein signal transduction; regulation of Rho protein signal transduction; positive regulation of ruffle assembly. Bases 169 to 2142 code for a protein of 657 amino acids. Gene Ontology annotation, molecular function: actin binding. NCBI's taxonomy places the organism in Eukaryota, Metazoa, Chordata, Actinopteri, Clupeiformes, Engraulidae. Gene Ontology annotation, cellular component: plasma membrane; ruffle membrane; vesicle.